GGUCCUCCAAGACCCCGUGGUACCCCCGGAGGCUGAGGUCCUCCGAGACUCUAUGGUCCGCCAGGACCCCAACGUCAAGCGAGACCUCGCGGUCCUCCGAGACUCUACGGCCAAGCGGGGGUCCGUGGUCCUCCAAGAUUCCGUGGUCCUCCAAGACCCCACGAUCCGUCUGGAGGCGGAGGUCAAGCGAGGGUCCGUGGUCCUCCAACACCCUGUGGUCCUCCGAGGCUCCGCGGUCCUCCGGGACCUCAAUGUCAACCAAGACUCCGUUGUCCUCCAAGACUCCGUGCUCAACCGAGGCUCUGUGGUCCUCCGAGACCCCGUGGCCCAGCUGGAGAGAGAAGUCCUCCAACACCCCGCGCUCCUCCCCGCCCCCGUGACCCCCCCGGAGCCUGACCCCCCCCAGGGCCCCACCGCCGCCCCCGGCCCUGUGACCGACCGACGCUCUGUGACCGCCCAGCGCUCCGUCCCCACGGACCUGGAGGACCACCGCCGCCCCACGGCCCGCGGGGACGCCGAGGGCCACCGGGACUCUAUGGUCAACUGCUGCCCCGCGGAUCAGCUGGAGCUGGAGAACCCCCACGGCUCCACGGCCCCUCUGGGUCUGGAGGUCCCCCAGAACUCUGUGUCCGACUGCUGCCCCACGGCCCCUCUAGGCCCCAAGGCUCGCCCCAACUCUAUGGUUAACUGUGACCCAACGGAACACCUUGACUUGAAGGCCUGCUGUGACUCUAUGGCCAACCACGACCCGACAGCCGCUCUAGGCCUCAAGGUCCUCCAGAGCUCUAUGGUCAACUGCAGCCCCAUGGCCACUCUAGGCCCCAAAGCCCGCCAUGACUCUGUGGUUAACAGUGACCCAAUGGAACACCUUGACUUGCAGGCCCACCACAACUCUAUGGUUAACCACGACCAAACGGCCGCUCUAGGCCCAAAAGCCCACUGUGACUCUAUGGUCAAACGCAGCCCUGUGGCCCCUCUAGUCCCAAAGGCCCACUGUGACUCUAUGGCCAACCGCGACCCGACAGCCGCUCUAGGCCUCAAGGUCCUCCAGAACUCUGUGGUCAACUGCAGACCCAUGGCCACUCUAGGACCCAGUGCCCACCGUGACUCUAUGGUUAACUGUGACCCAAUGGAACACCUUGACUUGAAGGCCCACCACAACUCUAUGGCCAACCCUGACCCGAUGGCCGCUCUAGGCCCCACUGCCCACCGAGACUCUAUGGUCAACUGCAGCCCCAUGGCCGCUCUAGGGGACCCCAACCCGUGCAAUCAUUAUGGGGGUCCCACCAGCGGAUCCCGACCCAUGGACCCGUUAUGGGGUCUCACCACGGGGUCCCAACCCAUGGACCCGUAUCGGGGUCCCACCAUGGGGUCCUAA
This is a messenger RNA of Numida meleagris (helmeted guineafowl), 1378 nucleotides long. RefSeq lists its product as uncharacterized. Lineage: Eukaryota; Metazoa; Chordata; Aves; Galliformes; Numididae. The record is from RefSeq and is a predicted model, not a curated record.